Meyerozyma guilliermondii ATCC 6260 is the source of this 621-nucleotide messenger RNA. Its product is annotated as MIND complex subunit. NCBI's taxonomy places the organism in Eukaryota, Fungi, Ascomycota, Pichiomycetes, Serinales, Debaryomycetaceae. The coding region runs from base 1 to 621 and encodes 206 amino acids. The transcript has a single exon. Gene Ontology annotation, biological process: chromosome segregation. The record is from RefSeq and is a predicted model, not a curated record. Gene Ontology annotation, cellular component: MIS12/MIND type complex.
AUGCGAUACAAAACAAAUAGCGAUUGCAACAAUUACCAAAUGGCCAGUUCCGCAGAAAAGAUACGAUACGAGAGACUCAAGCUCGUCAGUCAAAAGGCGCUAGACCAGUCAAUCAAAAAAGGAUUAUCUAUAGACCAGAUCAAGAAAUGUUACCCCAUAAUAUCUUCAUCGAGCGACGGUGUACGUCUACUAGAAAUGGCCCGGAGCCAAAUUAUCGAUUUCUGGCAGAGCAAAUCACUCGAGGAGUUUGCCUUAAUAUUCAAGGAACGAAAUUUGGCUUCAAAAUUGGACGAAUUGGACGAAAUAGUCGAAGCUGCCCACAGACGACAGUACGAUGGAGACACUCGUAUUCCCAUAGAUAUGCUCACACCGGACGAAUUGAUCGAUGCCAGCUUGGUGAGUACUCGAAAGCAAUCGGCAGACACGUUGAGCAUAAUAUACAAUCAGUUGUGUGCUGAUAACCAGGAACUUCACGAUGAAUUAAUGAGCCUCGCGAAAGAGGGAAACGACAUAAAAAACGAUAUAAAUGCCCUGAUUGCAAGCUUGGGCCGCGACAUCGAAGCGAUGAAGGAAGAUGCAAAAGUUGACGAUUUGGCGAACGCAUUAACCAACGAAUACUAG